This is a messenger RNA of Chara braunii, 1439 nucleotides long. The record is from the annotation of a GenBank genome assembly. Lineage: Eukaryota; Viridiplantae; Streptophyta; Charophyceae; Charales; Characeae.
GGUGGGAAGCAGGCUCAAGGAUUAUGUCGAAACUGUUGGAUGUGUUCUCGUGGAUCCUCGCGCUGAACAAAAACAAGGAAGAAAGGAAACUUUGGAAGAGAGUACAGGAUGCAGAGGCACCCCAUCUCUGAAUUGACGUGGGGAAAGGAGCGAACCAGAAGACUAGCUGAGUGGGAUGAGAAGCAGCAGGAAAAGUCAGAGUUGUGGGCAGAAAGAUUCAAGAUCAAGGGGUUGGAGGUGUAUGACAGGUUGUCCAGGGAGACCUUCCAGAAGCUGACACCGGCAAGAACCGCUCCGGUAUUAAAAGAACUCAGACACCCUUUUGACUCCAGUGAACCAGCGGCAGUGGAACCAGAGGAGUUAUGCAGGUAUGCAGUGGUGUACUACCAAGACAUGCUAACAUCAAGAAGGCAGGGGGAAGGCCCAGAAACGGAUCUGGCCGCCGACUCUAACCACUGGAAUAACACGACUGUGAGGCUGCACACACAGGGUCGCCUAGACCUAGACAGACCAAUCACGAAGGUGGAAGCAGAGGAAGCUCUAAAAGCUAUGGCGAAUGGGAAGACCCCAAGAAAUGACGGCCUCCCGACAGAGUUUUACCGGCAACAUUGGAAUUUGCUAGGGGACGACCUCAUAGAGAUCUACAACGAGAUGCAGAUGGGAGGGAAGUUGCCUGAAAGCGCAUGCGGAGGGAUAAUAUCUAUUCUAUUCAAGAAGGGAGACACAAGCGAAAUUCGAAAUUGGAGACCAAUCUCGCUGCUCAACGUAUCCUACAAGAUCCUGGCGAAGGUAAUGGCGCGAAGGUUAGGCAGAUAUCUAUCGGACCUCAUGGAAGAUGAUCAGACAACUUUCGUCAGAGGCCGCUCCAUCUACGAAAACAUCGUGACGGCGGUGGAAGUGUUAGAGGUAGUGAGUGAGGAGGAUCUAGAAGUCAAUGUCCUGUUACUAGACAUGGAAAAGGCGUAUGACCAGGUAAACUGGUCAUACGUCCUGACCUCCCUCAAAUGGAUGGGGUUCGGGGAAGUCUUCUGCAAUUGGGUAGUAGGCCUGUAUGCAUCGUCCUCAGCUUCAAUUAUGGUAAACGGGCACAUCUCAGCGUCGUUCCGGCUGUCACGAUCACUGCGUCAGGGGUGCCCCCUGGCGCCUCUGCUGUUCGUGGUUCACCUGGAAGUUCCAUUGAACAACAUCAGGACCAAUGCGCAGAUUCUGGGUAUAGACGUGGGGCAGCGAGCAUGCAAAGUAAAGGCGUUGGCGGAUGAUAUUUUUGCGGUCUCAGCCAACACAGUGGAAUCGUUGAUGGCACUGCGAUACUGCCUGAGACAGAAUGAGGAAUUGUCAGAGGCAGCGAUAAACUGGUUCAAGUAUAUGUGUUCUUGUUACCUCGAAGGUACUCCCCUGCGGUAGACUGGGGUAUGAAGCGAGUACAAAGCGUCGAUAGC